Molecule: messenger RNA, 1008 nt
Organism: Sparassis crispa
Lineage: Eukaryota; Fungi; Basidiomycota; Agaricomycetes; Polyporales; Sparassidaceae
Product: Multifunctional cytochrome P450 monooxygenase af510
Exons: 9
Coding region: 1-1008 (335 amino acids)
Molecular function (GO): heme binding; monooxygenase activity; oxidoreductase activity, acting on paired donors, with incorporation or reduction of molecular oxygen
Source: RefSeq, a predicted model, not a curated record
AUGUCGCACACAUUGAGCAGCAAGUUCGUGGUAGCCUUGGUCAUGGAAGUAGCCUACGGGCAUACCGUUCGGUCGUCCGAUGACAAUUAUGUGCAGAUUGUUCGGCAGGCGAGCACCGCAGUAUCAGAUGUCGGAAGCCCGGCCGCAAAGUUAGUGGACUUCUUCCCUGCGUUGAAGUUCCUGCCUUCCUGGAUGCCUGGUGGUAGCUUCCAAAAGGAGGCAGCUAGGGUGCGUAUUUUAGUACGAAAGCUGCUGGACAUGCCAUAUGAUAUGGUGAAGAGUGCGUUGGCCGCUGGUACUGCGGUACCAUCCCUCACAUCGUCUCUACUGGAGCAGGCAAUCACUGAGGGAAAACUUACGGAUGAAGAAGAAGAGGAUAUCAAGGGUACCGCAGGUGUCUUGUUCGGAGCGGGAACUGACACGACAGUUACCACGCUCUCUGUGUUCUUUUUGACUAUGGUGCUUCACCCAGAAGUCUACAAGAAGGUGCAAGAAGAAAUGGACCGGGUAGUCGGACACAGUCGUCUUCCGGACUUCGAUGAUCGCGACUCUUUGCCAUAUCUAGAAUGUGUUCUGAAAGAGGUCUAUCGGUGGAAUGUUCCAGUUCCUCUCGGUGUUCCCCAUCAGCUAAUGCAGGACGAUGAAUACUGUGGAUAUCACAUCCCAGGGGACACGAUGGUUUUCCCGAAUAUAUGGGCGAUGUCACAAGAUCCAAAAUUCUACCCAGAUCCUGAGAGGUUCCGUCCGGAACGGUUUGAGGAAAUGGACGCGAAUACGGCGGAGUUAAGAGACCCGUGGCAUAUCGUCUUUGGAUUUGGUCGACGAAUCUGUCCUGGCCGUCGAUUCGCGGAUGAGGCAAUAUGGAUUGCCAUAGCCAACAUCGUAGCAACCCUAAACAUUUGUAAGGCUCGAGAUGCCCACGGCGAAGACGUUACGCCUCCACUGGCCUUCAGUGGUGAAUUCACCAAGUAUGUGACGCUCAUACUCCUAGUGCGGGUACUGAUCUAA